AUGACAGAGGAGGUUGGCCAGAAACUUUUAGAAUCUCUAUCAUUAUUCAAACUUGGUGAUAUUGGCUAUGCACGGAUUGAAUGUGAGCUGCUAACUACGUUUCUAGAAGAGCAGUUGGAAAACAACUUAGACAGUCUUUCAAUCCACGAACUAUCCACAAAUCUAAUUAGAAACCGGAUAUGUUGCAGAGAAUUCAUCGAAAGCCGGCCGGCCAAAAAAUGGGUUUUUCUUAUUUUUCGAUUGGCGCGAACUUUGUUCAGGGACAAGACACGAAUUGCGACGUUUCACUCGGUUAAUCUACACUCGGAAUUCGUUCAGGUAUUUUGGAGAAACCUGACAUAUCAGACAAAAUCUUACCGAAAUUGCAAAUUUCAGACGUUCCAAUUCAUUGCGUCCAGAUUUCUUCGCAGUGAACACGACUGGAAUGUCACUGUGGUUAACUGUUUGAAUGUAACACAAAAACUAAUCGAUAACGGGGAGAAUGCGCGCAAGUUCGUGGACUGUAAUUUGGAAGACGCUGUCCUUGUGCUGCUUGCCACGCGGCAAAUGACAGUGCUUCAGCAUUCGUUGGAGAUUCUCGGAAGACUCUCCGAUUGGUCCACAACUUGUCGGGAGAAUUUGUGUGAAUCAAAUACGAUUGACGUGUGCCUUCAGCUCAUACCAGAUGGGGAUAUUUUAACGCAAAAACUCUGCAUAAGCCUUCUUCGAAUUCUAUCCUGCGAAGAACAGGCCCGAGAACAAAUCCGAAUCUAUGACGGUGUCCCAACUCUCCUCGGACUCCUUUCCAUCAAAAAUUCCCGUCUACAAUGGCACGUGGCAUGGACCUUAGCCCAACUUGCCGAGCAACAUGAAACGUCCUUAGAAAUAGCACAACUCGGCGGAAUAAGUUUGAUCUUUGCCGCCAUUUCCAACCCAAAACCACCUGGAAAAGCUGUGGGGGACUGGGUGGCCAUGCUCACAGGGCUCACGGCUCUUCUGGCUCAAUUAGCGCAAGCGAGUAGUAAUCAACAAUUGAUGUCUAACGCGAACGGAGUUUAUAUUUUGGGGAAAUUAUUGGCUAUCAAGAAGAAUGUUACUACAGAUGAAACUAUAGAUUCUUGGGAUUUACUCCAAUGUUCGAUCUUCCGGGUUCUACGGUUAAUGUACACUUUUGAAAGAUCCCGUCAGUUGCUGAAGAAGGUGUUACCCACAGAAAUUUUCGAAAAAUUUGUGGAUGUUGGAAAUUAUAAUAGUGUUCUUACGGAUUACGAUCAAAUUGCCAAAAUGUACGAUAAUCUUAUUGAAGAGAAUAUUGAAAUAAUGAAAGACUGGGAAACUGUAAAUGAACGAAGACAGGCAGUUGGAGAAGUUGGCGAAUACGAACUUCUUGAUCAGCUGGGAGCCGGAGCAUUCGGAUGUGUGUACACAGUUCGAAAGAAGGCACAGAGUCAUUCGGAAAACCCGGCUAAACUACUUGCACUCAAGGAGAUAUUCAUGACGAAUUUGAACGACAGGGAAUCUGAUAAAAGUUUUGGUGAUAUGAUUAGUGAAGUGAAGAUUAUUAAACAACAGUUGAGGCAUCCGAAUAUUGUUCGGUAUCGGCGAAUUUUCGUAGAGAAUCAUCGAUUGUAUAUUGUGAUGGAUUUGAUUCAAGGGUGCUCACUUCGUGACUUAAUUAUUACAAUGAAGGAGAAGAAAGGAAAUUUUGAAGAAAAAAAGAUUUGGGCUAUGGUUGUACAGAUGAUGUUAGCCCUUCGCUAUUUGCACAAAGAAAAGCAAAUUGUACAUCGAGACUUAAAGCCAAAUAACAUAAUGAUGACGACAGACGAGCGAGUGGUGAUAACUGAUUUUGGGCUGGCAAAGCAAAAAGGCCCAGAAUAUCUGAAAUCGGCGGCGGGUACCAUUAUCUAUAGUUGUCCGGAAAUUGUACAGAAUUUGCCAUAUGGAGAGAAAGCGGACAUUUGGUCAUUUGGUUGCUGUAUCUAUGAAAUGUGUCAACUCCAACCGGUAUUUCAUUCAACAAAUAUGCUAACUCUAGCCAUGCAAAUAGUCGAAGCAAAGUACGACCCGUUAAAUGAAAUGUGGAGUGACGAUCUUCGAUUUCUCAUAACUUCCUGCCUGGCACCAGAUCCUUCUGCCAGACCAGACAUCUUGAAAGUAUCUGGAAUGUGCGGAGUCCGUCUUCUUGAAUAUCUUGACGAUGUGGCACGUCAACAAGCAAGUACUUCAGAUAUGACUGCUUCACAAUCUAGUUAUAAUAUCAAAAUCGAUGAAUCCCCAUCCUCCCUGAAUUCCUCCACAAGUUCCUAUAAACGUCCUGGAAGGUCGUCAAAGACAUCAGGGAGUGGAAAGCUGCCACCAAUUAAUCCAGCGCCACGUCGGAAUCACUCAAUGUCAGCCGGGGAGACGCCACGUCCUUCCAGUAUUGUAUGCCUUCCACGCAUCACUGACAAGUACAGUGUCAUGUUUCCAUCAGCUCCAUCUGCAAUUCCAAGUCGUCGUCGUGUUCAAACAUGCUCUACUGAACAUCCGGCUCGAAGCUCUUCCUCCACAGAGCUCAAAGUCUCAAAGCAAUCCGAUGGUCUGACAGUCAGUAGUAAUGUACUCCGCCAGAUUCAAGAUCCAGUACUGACGAUUUUGAAUCAAAUUCAUCGAAUACUAGUAGUAACUGAUAAGGAAACAAUUUCAACAUCAAUGAACCAUCAAAGAAGACUUGUUGAAAUGUUUCGAAAAAACUUGCUUGGGCGGGAAAAUGAUGCGGUUCAGAUGAAAACUCACUUGAGAAAGUUGGCUGCCGAGUCACCAGAGGAAAUUCAAAUGAAUUUGGGUUUCUCGGAUUUUCGUCCGGUUUUGGUGCAAUCUCAUAUUAAUGGAUAUCAAAAAGACCAAAAAGUGACAAAAAUCACGUACGAGCAAUUGUCAGCGUGCAUUGAAUGUUUGAUUGCAGAAAAUCCAGCAGCGAAGUGACAUAUGCUAAAUUGUAUAUACUGUUUUUUUGUAUAUUAUUGAUUGAUUACUGUCAUAAUUUGUUUUAGUGGUGGAAGCAUAUUUAAUGAAAAUAAGGGAAAAUCCAAGAUGUGGGCGGAGCCUAUUAGCAAUAGUAUUUCAAUAGUACAUCAGGUACCUUUCUUCAUGCCUAUCUAUAAGUUUAAAUAAUACUUAUUUUCUACAUUUUG
Caenorhabditis elegans is the source of this 3155-nucleotide messenger RNA. RefSeq names its product Serine/threonine-protein kinase D1044.8 (gene nekl-4). The coding region runs from base 1 to 2946 and encodes 981 amino acids. NCBI's taxonomy places the organism in Eukaryota, Metazoa, Nematoda, Chromadorea, Rhabditida, Rhabditidae. Gene Ontology annotation, molecular function: protein serine/threonine kinase activity; ATP binding; protein serine kinase activity. The record is from RefSeq and is marked reviewed. The transcript is spliced from 11 exons. Gene Ontology annotation, cellular component: nucleus.